Molecule: messenger RNA, 1999 nt
Organism: Pocillopora damicornis (cauliflower coral)
Lineage: Eukaryota; Metazoa; Cnidaria; Anthozoa; Scleractinia; Pocilloporidae
Product: vesicle-associated membrane protein-associated protein A
Biological process (GO): endoplasmic reticulum membrane organization
Cellular component (GO): endoplasmic reticulum membrane; plasma membrane
Molecular function (GO): FFAT motif binding
Source: RefSeq, a predicted model, not a curated record
UUCGUCAUCGUCGAGUUGGCUGCCAUAUUGUUUAGAUUUGGAGGAGUACUUUUUCGGGAAAAUCACCGUGGAUUUUUAGACUUCCCUCCCCUGUGUGGUCCAUGAUUAGUAAUGGCGAAAUCAAAGUCAGAACAAGUGCUGAGGCUUGAACCAACUUCAGAACUACGCUUUCGGGGAAAUUUCACCGAAGUCGUCACAGCAAACCUUAAACUCACAAACCCCUCCGAAAAGAAGGUCUGUUUUAAAGUAAAAACUACGGCUCCAAAGCGAUACUGUGUUCGCCCGAACAGUGGAUUUGUCGAAGCUGGUGGGGUGGUGGAAGUGGCCGUGAUGCUACAGCCAUUUGAGUAUGACCCCAAGGAAAAAAGCAAGCACAAGUUCAUGGUGCAGACGAUGUUUGCUCCCGAAGGAGAUGCAGAUCAUGAAACUUUGUGGAAAGAGGCUGACCAGAGUCAAUUUAUGGAUUCUAAACUGAAAUGUGUCUUUGAGUAUGUAGAUGAUGGGGAAGGCAAUGCGGAGACUUCUGUAGGAGGAAAUGAAAAUGAGGUUGCAAACAAAGAGCAGCUCAAGGUUCACAAGACAGAGACUAUGGCUGAGUUCGAGACCCCAGCCCCUAGUUCUACUAACAUUCCAGGUAGCCCUUAUAAGGAGCAAGGAGUGGAGGUUACAACAUCAACAAGAUCAUUGCAGGGUGUGGAUGAAGGAAGAGGCUACAGCGAUGAGUUAGAAAGGCUGAGAAAAGAAAACAGUGAUCUUAGGGCUGAAAUGGAUCAAGUUCGGUACAGGAAGAAUGUGGCUUCCCAGUCUUCCGCAACAACACAGGGUUCAUCGCCCAAGGUAUCUACACUCCUUGCACCAGACGACAGCGUCAAUUUACCGCCAUCGGUUAUUGCCUACAUCGUCUUAGCCUUGAUAUUCGGUGUCGUCAUUGGCAAAUUUAUCCUGUAAGAGACAGUGGAUCUCGAAAAUAUUUUAACGCGUUAUAGAGCAAAAUGAACAGACGAAAAAGUUACCAUCAUGAAACAGAUUUCAAGUGUUUAAAUAUGCAGUUGACACUGUAACGCACAGAGAAAUUUUACUUUUAAAAGUUCUAGUGGUAAAUUAAGUCGUUGAACGAAACAUCUGAUCAAUAAUUACUUUUUCGCUUUCCCCAAAUCUCACAAUUUGAUCUCCCGUCUCUCUUGUACCAUUUGAAGGCAUUUACUAGCUACAGAAACAGUGAGUAAAGAAUAUAGAAUUGAAGAAUGUCUCGUCACGGCUUUACCUUAUUUUAAAAGAAAUAUUCAGUGUCCCUGAGUACGUGCAUGGCAAAACACUGAUCGAUCAUUACAGGGGAGGGUAUCUUUUGACGCUUGAUUAAUUGGAUUGUGUCAUGCCAGUUAAAUUAACUUUGUUUAAGGUUUUGCUAAUAACUCGCCAUAAAAUUGAACGUUGGCAGGAAAUUGACAUAUUUAUAACGUAUGAACAUUCUUAAAUAGCGUCACUUUCGCUGGUUUAAGAACAGGCUGAAUAGUUUUAAAAUGCCUCCGGGGUGAGAAAUAUUUUUUUUUAAUCUUGGUCAUUUGCUUGCAUCCUUUUUUUCUUUCGUAAUUGCUUUGUGUGUUGAUCGUUUUCACGAUGUUAAGGAGGUUAUUUUUCAAGCUUUUAUUUACUUAGCUAAAUUCUGUGACAGAAGUUCAUGUUCAGCAAACCCCCUAAGAACUUUCGUUUUCUCCAUAGAGACAACCCAUUCCGCGUUUUCAAUGCUUGCAAUGAAAUUCAGAGUAACGUCCAUUACUAAAACAUCUUCGGACGCUGCAAUCUUUUUUACACGCUACUCGCAACAUACUCCGUGAUAGAUAUUUGGAAAAGUGGGCAGCCUAUCUGUGCACGUUUGUAAGCAAAAUGAAUCAAAAACAGGAGACUCUCUUGUUGUUAACUUCCGCGGAACGACUAGUGGUCUAGUCUAUUGCAUGAUUGUCUAUUUGGGCGGCGCCGUAAUAAACUACCAUGCGAUGGA